CGGGCGUCAGUGGCCAUGGCGGAUACAGCGACCACAACCUCGGCGGCGGCGGCCAGUCCUGCAAACGCUUCCACCGAUGCUCCCCCUUUCCAGCUGGGCAAGCCUCGCUUCCAGCAGACAUCCUUCUACGGUCGCUUCAGGCACUUCUUGGACAUCAUUGACCCUCGAACACUCUUUGUCACUGAGAAACGUCUCCGAGAGGCUGUGCAGCUGCUGGAGGACUACAAGCAUGGCACCCUACGUCCAGGAGUUACCAAUGAGCAGCUCUGGAGUGCACAGAAAAUCAAACAGGCUAUCCUACACCCGGACACCAAUGAGAAGAUCUUCAUGCCUUUCAGAAUGUCAGGUUACAUUCCUUUCGGGACGCCAAUUGUGGUGGGUCUUCUCUUGCCCAACCAGACGCUGGCAUCCACUGUCUUCUGGCAGUGGCUGAACCAGAGCCAUAACGCCUGUGUGAACUAUGCAAACCGCAACGCUACCAAGCCUUCACCUGCAUCCAAGUUCAUCCAGGGCUACCUGGGGGCUGUCAUCAGUGCUGUCUCCAUUGCUGUGGGCCUUAAUGUGCUGGUUCAGAAAGCCAACAAGUUCACCCCAGCCACUCGCCUUCUUGUGCAGAGAUUCGUGCCCUUCCCUGCAGUAGCCAGUGCCAAUAUCUGCAACGUGGUCCUGAUGCGGUAUGGGGAGCUAGAGGAAGGGAUUGAUGUCCUGGAUGCUGAUGGCAACCUCGUGGGCUCCUCAAAGAUCGCAGCCAGACAUGCCCUGCUGGAGACAGCACUGACACGUGUGGUCCUGCCUAUGCCCAUCCUGGUGCUUCCCCCGAUCGUCAUGUCCAUGCUGGAGAAGACGGCUCUCUUGCAGGCACGCCCGCGGCUGCUCCUCCCUGUGCAGAGCCUCGUGUGCCUGGCAGCCUUCGGCCUGGCCCUGCCACUGGCCAUCAGCCUUUUCCCGCAGAUGUCAGAGAUUGAAACUUCCCAGUUGGAGCCUGAGAUAGCCCGGGCUACAAGCAGCCGCACAGUGGUGUACAAUAAGGGGCUGUGAGUGAAGAUCAGCCGGCCUGGAAACACAGCACUAUCCAGGCCGGAUGUUCGGGGUGGGGAAGGAGUCUCAUGGGCUAUUUCUGCAGGGAGGGGCUGCCUGGGAAGCAGUCAACCUCCAGCAGUAGGGAGACUAACCAUUCACAUUUUAACAUAGGGGAGAGGAAUUCUGACACAUUUCCUACACAAAAAGAAUCAAGUGCAUCUCCGGGCCUUACAUGGGAUCGUCUCAACUCCACUCAGCACAAUUCCGUGUGAGCUGAAGAACUGUAGAGUGCUCCUGGGGUAGAAUUAGGAUCCUUUUAUAUGUUGCUCUUUUUUGUUUGUUUGUUUUAAUUUUUUUUAUUAGAAGCAAGUCUGAGCCUUGGUUGCAGCUGACCAGAAGUGGCAGGUGGACAUGUGGAGGGAGCCAGAGGAGCCUGGGAACUGGGUUGGAUUGAUGGACAGAAAGCGUAAUGGCUAGGCCCGAUGGGCCCCUGGGUUAGAGAAGGGAAAAGGGGGGAGGUGGUCUGCACCCCACAAGAUGAACUAGCCAUAAUCAAGGUUCUCAGGAAUUGGCUCGCUUGUUCAAGGAGCACUAGAGACCUCUGGAAGGUUCCGGGAGCAGCGGGCUCUGAGUGUAGCCAGCUCCUGUCCACACCACAGUGGAGUGAAAAUCGGUGACCUCAGGCAUAGGUCAUCUUUUAUGGAGCUCUUAUGGAUUCUAGGCCCCUGAGGGCACCCCAGCUCUAUUCAGGGAGCCUCACAAGGGAACAUUGUUUUGUGUGAACAAGAAGAGGAGCCCAUCUAGGCUCUGGGGAAGGUUCUUUUCCAAGAGUAGCUAGAGUUUUAUACUGGGACAAAGGUGGGCUGAGCCCGCUGCAGUCCAGUCUGUAGCCAUGACACUGUCUGUCACAUCCCACACCUUCCUCCAUGGGAGAGUCUCCUGCUUGAGGGUACAAGGCCAGAACCCUGGCAACUGCCUGAGAGGUAGUGUCAUCCCAGUUCUGACACGGGCAGGCUCUGUGGCGGAUGGACAAGCCACCCACAUCUCUGAGCUUCCAUCUCCUGCCUGGGAGCAAACGGCCAAAGUGAGCUUCCCACCAGGCCUUUGACUCCUCUCUGCCUGACUCACUCAGAUGCUGCACAUUCCAAGCAUGUCUCUAAGGUGGAUUCUGGUCCAGAAAAUGCAGUAAGCCCCUCUGGAAAUGACCAGCACUUGGCCUCAAAAAAGGACCUUGCCCUUCUGUAUGUGACCCCCACAUCCUGGAAGACCUUGACUUGUGCCAAAUACUUCGUGGCUGUGGACGAGAUAGUAUGGAUGCCCGAGACAAGCAUGGGCUAUCAGUCCACGCACCACCUCUCACUGCUGCAGACUCGGAGGCCUCUUUGCUGCUGGCUCCUGACUCCACCUCAUUUGUAGGCCAUAGAGAAAGAGAUAGCUCUAUCUAAGGAGGGAGGGUCUGGGUGGGGAUGAGUGGGGUGACUCCUGAUCCGAAAGAUCCACAGAAAGGAGGCACUCUGUUCUUCACACGGCCCUCAUCUGAUCCUACUAGAAUGGGAGCCCUGCCUUGUGACCCUGGAACCUCCCUCUGGUGACUCUGGAGGGGGCUGAAGGUGAACAUGUAUGGUUGCAGGAAAAGCCUGUCACAGGGCAUCAAGGACAAGGCCACAGGUGGCCUGCCACAGUCUUAAGACGAUGUGGCUGCAGUGAGGUGUGUCUGCCAUGGGCAUUGGCACCAUGGUCUCCAGACCUUGACUGCGACUAGAUCGUCUGGAGCCUCUUUUGAAAAGUGCAUUCCCAGCUCUCUCUGCCCCCAUUUAUCAUGGAGCCUUGUCCUUAUGUAUUUUAUCUUGGGACCAAAACUGCCCUCACCCAGCGCUGCCUCCCCAGAGGUUCCGCGGACCAGGGCCUCUUCCAGCUUUCCCUCUGUACUGGCUGUCACUGUACUGGCCUCAGCAUCCCUCAUCGGUUUGCUUUGUGUGUGGAGGUGAUUUCUACCACACUCCUAAAUCCAAGCCCAGGUGAGCUGAGGGAGCAGCUCCUUUGGGUAUGCAGUGGCAAACGGUCCUUGUAGUUUGGGGUGAUGGUGACUGAGGGUAUUGAGCCAUGCUGCUAAACCCUGUUCUGACUUCAUAAAAUCCACAAGGGAAGCUUUCUGUGAGUGCAAAUGCCCCUAUCUGCUGAGGCUAGAGGAAGCCGGCCAGGAGGAAAAGGGGCGCAGAUGAACUCUCAUUGGAUCUAGUUCUGCCAGCAGUCGGAGUAUAUCUGCAGCAGGCUGUCUAGCCCUGCUGUUCCCGGCCACCUCUCCUGGGUUCUUUAAACAUUCCCUAAGGCUCCAAGGAUGCUCUUUCAUCUCUGGAAAGCAAUUUGAGAGUGCAGGAACCAAAAGUCCAAGAUGCCAAGAUGACCACCGAAUCGGGACGUCUGUACACUCUGUCGCUUCCUGACUGUGGAUGUCUUCUGUCUGAAGCCUCUGGCCUGGGGAA
This is a messenger RNA of Peromyscus eremicus (cactus mouse), 3503 nucleotides long. RefSeq names its product sideroflexin 5 (gene Sfxn5). The record is from RefSeq and is a predicted model, not a curated record. Bases 16 to 1038 code for a protein of 340 amino acids. Gene Ontology annotation, biological process: citrate transport; mitochondrial transmembrane transport; monoatomic ion transport. NCBI's taxonomy places the organism in Eukaryota, Metazoa, Chordata, Mammalia, Rodentia, Cricetidae. Gene Ontology annotation, cellular component: mitochondrial inner membrane. Gene Ontology annotation, molecular function: monoatomic ion transmembrane transporter activity; citrate transmembrane transporter activity. The transcript has 14 exons.